This is a messenger RNA of Stereum hirsutum FP-91666 SS1, 1425 nucleotides long. RefSeq lists its product as uncharacterized. The record is from RefSeq and is a predicted model, not a curated record. The transcript is spliced from 9 exons. Lineage: Eukaryota; Fungi; Basidiomycota; Agaricomycetes; Russulales; Stereaceae. Gene Ontology annotation, molecular function: protein binding. Bases 7 to 1200 code for a protein of 397 amino acids.
CUAGCAAUGGCCCUUACACUCGAGUCAUUACCGGUAGAGUUGAUUGCAGGCAUCAUGGAACAGCUCGAUCUCGAGUCUCUCAUCACCCUUUCGUACCUCUCGCACCGUCUACAUCACAUCGCCUCCGACUUUUCUCUCAAUCCUUGGAGACGCCCGCUUCUGUCGAACCUUUUAUCAGGCAAAUACGAGAACUGUCUGAAGCAUCUAAGCGUUCGCUCCAUCGUACCCAGACAGAACUGGGUAGAGAUUCUCAGCAUGGCACGCUCCUCUUUCCUCCUAUUCGACGCCACCUUGCCGAAUAUGAAGGAGGUGGAAUGGGAGGAGUGUUUUAAGCGAAGGUUCCUUCCUGGAUGGCAAAAGUGGAAGAGAGACGGCAGCUGGAAGGAAGCCUAUAAGAAAGUGCUUUUCCGCGCAUGGCAUCGCAGUGAGACCUCAUGUACCACCGAUGAGGCCUGGACAAAGUAUAUCGUCCUCAACCGUAAUGGUUCGGCGAACGAGCUCGAAGCCUCUUCUCGAAGCUUCAAUCCGUUGGCCAUCUUCAAUGACAUGAAGCUGCAGUCUAAUCUUGCACACCUCGAGACUCACAUCAGACUCGUCGUUCAAUUUGCCGAUGUACGCAUCCUCGCUUUUGGUGUACUAAACAACCCGCGGGGCAAAUAUUCCGUAAAUCCCAAUGCACGGCGUUUCCUACAUCCCCCGGGCAUCGAAGGCUCGCUCGACGCAGAAGGCGCUGCUUUACCUCAAACUCCUCAAACAGCACGGUCGUCUCUAGACAGUCAGCUGAGUGAAGCCCGCUCAACAAGAUCAUCGUCGACAUCCAAUGACGCAGCCGCCCCAUCCAUGUCUUAUAAAGCACCGCCUCCUACUUACGAGCAUCUGAGCUAUCCUCUACCAUCCCAAUCCCAUGCAAAUUAUCCCUUAUAUACCCCAGGCGGUCAAGACAAACGGUGGUUGGGAGCUGGCUCACUUGAGGAAGGCGGACGACAGUGGGUCGGCGGAUUGAUGCUCAUCGCUCAGAUUACCGGCCCACACACAAAUAAGCCUUGGACCGAUGGACCGAUUUUCCAGGAUCUUGAUCUCGUCGUCGGACAAGGGAGGAGUCAAUAUGCCUCCUUCACCUGGGACGACCUUGUUGCGAUCGCUCCUUGGAUGGAGGAGCACAUCACAAAGAAAGUCGACGGACCGGGCUUGGGGCAUUGAACUCGAACACAAGAGAAUUACCGACGGUACACAGUACCUAUGCAGUGAGACUGACAGCUCGCCGGAGAGAUCGAGUCCAAGACUGACGGUGCAGAGAGCCUGACGACCGCUGUUGUUUGCGUUCUUCAGGAGUGUGGUUUCAUCUUUGUCUGUUUGGAGGAAGGAUACGUAUCUGGAUCUCUUAUCUUUCUAUUCACCUUUUAUUAUUAUUAUGUGGUGGCCCAG